AGUCAACCUUUCCCUCUUAUUCUCACCUUCCUCUCCUUGCUCAUGUCCUCCUCAAAACAUGAACCCAAUACACAGAAAGAAUUAAGGAAACCCGCAUUUGCUUACUUUCCUGGUAUCAAGAUCUACAAUCCUCCACAAGGCCCUUUCUCCCCCAAGACAGACGAAUGGUGUAUAACGUACUGCACUCAGAGUAUUGGAGGUCGCGCUCACCGGAAACUGCCUAACUGUCGAUCCGUUUGUAUUCGCAAAGUAUUUCCGCACGAGGUUCGGAAUAUUAUCUCGUUCAAGCAACAUCAGACGAUCGGACCCGAUGGCAAAGCGAAAUAUCCAUUACCGCCAGAAGGACAACCUGCUAAUAUUCCGAGAAUCUUGGGAGGCAAACCACCGGUGACUUUAGACGAAGAUGACGAAGACUAUGAUCCUAGACAACAGCCGCCGCCACCGGAGACGCGGCAUUGGGACGAGGGAUGGUACGUUUGGUCAACGAGCACGUUCAACAGUACGAUGAAAAAACUUGUGUCGAUGUCCAUGGAUUUCGAGAACCUGAGGCGGCAUGAGGAAAAGAGAGAGAAGGAGAGAGCGAGAUGGAUAGAGUAUCAACAGUUUGUGGAGAGGAACGCUGGUCACCGAGAUUCGGGACUUCUGAACAAGCCACCAGAAGAACAGGAUAGCAAAUGGUACGGGUUGAAAGUCCCUCCUCCACCAAUGCCAGCGGUCGAUACCACACGUACUAUUCUGCUUCCCUUAUCCUUUGACAGUUUUACGAUCUGGGAUCGCAUCAGCAAGUUUUUGGACCCUACCCGGACAGCUCUGUCGCUUACACACGACAGUAUUACAUCCGGUGAACAAAAGCGGUUUGCACUCAAUUUGUGGGAAAAGGCCCUAUCGAAUGAACCUUGGGUCCUUGCUAGUCGGACUUUUGGUAGAGCAUAUGAAUUAUGGAAGAAAUCUGAUGAUGAUGACGAGGAAAGGAGAACACCAUAGGUUGUUUCCCUCCGAGUCCGUAACGUUGUCAGUUUUCUCGUCCUCUCAUUUCAUUAACGGCUGCACAUGGAUAUUUAGUAGACAACAAUAAUAAGACUAGUGUAUUUUCCCGUGCAACACUUCUGGUACAAAAUACACA
Molecule: messenger RNA, 1123 nt
Organism: Marasmius oreades (fairy-ring Marasmius)
Lineage: Eukaryota; Fungi; Basidiomycota; Agaricomycetes; Agaricales; Marasmiaceae
Exons: 3
Coding region: 43-984 (313 amino acids)
Source: RefSeq, a predicted model, not a curated record